UCGCGGAAGCGCGAUCGUGGUGGGCGGGGUCUGUGUGCGCUGCGGUGGGGCGGCGGGGCUGAGAACACAGCCCUGCAAUUGCUAAGAAAUAAUUCCCAGCCUUCUUUGUGACCGCCUGACCUACAAGCUGGGAGCAAACACACUUGUGCUGCAGGAUGUUUCGCCUUCGAUUUCUUCCCAUUGCAGCAGGGCUGUCUGCUGUUUCCCGGCGUUACCAUGGGACAGCACAUCACCCCAGGACCAGACGUAGGCUCGUGGCGGCAGCUUUCAUAGGGACAACUGCAGCGACAGCAAGUGCCAGAUUCCUUUGGCAGAGGGCCUACGCAGAAGACUCGUCCUCUGUAAAACACGAUCCAAGGACAGAGCCAAGCGAGAAGGUGAAGCAUGAGGAGGAGGAGGAGGAGAGCAGUGGCAGUGAGGGUAGAAAGGCCGUUGCAUCAGGCGACGAGGAGGCUCAGCCGGAAGCGAAGAAGAAGAAGCGUUCCGGGUUCAGGGACCGUAAGGUGAUGGAAUACGAGAACAGGAUCAGAGCCUACUCCACGCCGGACAAAAUCUUCAGAUACUUUGCCACUUUGAAAGUCAUAAAUGAGCAUGGUGAAUCAGAGGUUUUUAUGACACCGCAGGAUUUCGUGAGAUCUAUAACACCUAAUGAAAAACAACCGGAAAACCUGGGCCUGGAUCAAUUUAUAGUGAAACGCUAUGAUGGGAAGAUACGGGUUAAAUUUUCAUCUAAAUUAUUAGCUGAACUCAUCCCCACUCUGCAGUCACAUACAAUGAAAUUAUCCCAGGAGCGAGAGAAAUUUGCCGAUGAAGACAGCAUAUUUUACGCGCUUGGAGAAUGUGGACUCAUUUCUUUUUCUGACUACAUCUUCCUCACGACGGUCCUUUCCACUCCCCAGAGGAAUUUCGAAAUCGCCUUUAAGAUGUUUGAUCUGAAUGGUGACGGCGAGGUGGACAUGGAAGAGUUUGAGCAGGUCCAGAGCAUCAUUCGCUCCCAAACCAGCAUGGGCAUGCGCCACAGAGACCGGUCUACGACGGGGAACACCCUGAAAACUGGCUUCAACUCUGCGCUGACAACGUACUUCUUUGGGGCGGAUCUGAAGGGGAAGCUGACCAUCUCCCACUUCCUCGACUUCCAGCGCAAACUGCAGCACGAUAUUCUGAAGCUCGAGUUUGAGCGACACGACCCGGUGGAGGGGCGGAUCACGGAGCGGCAGUUCGGCAGCAUGUUGCUGGCCUACAGCGGGGUGCAAUCCAAAAAGCUCACGGUCAUGCUCAAGCAGCUCAAGAAGCACUUCCAAGACGGAGAGGGGCUGACGUUUGAGGAGGUGGAGAGCUUCUUCACUUUUCUGAAGAACAUAAAUGAUGUGGACACAGCUUUGAGCUUCUACCACAUGGCUGGAGCUUCGCUUGAUAAAGUGACGAUGCAGCAAGUGGCCAGGACGGUGGCCAAGGUGGAGCUCUCCGACCACGUGUGCGAUGUGGUGUUCGCGCUCUUCGACUGCGACGGGAACGGUGAGCUGAGCAACAAGGAGUUUGUUGCCAUAAUGAAGCAGCGCCUUAUGAGAGGGUUGGAGAAACCCAAGGACAUGGGCUUCACGCGCCUCAUGCGAGCGAUGUGGAAAUGCGCCCAGGAGACGGCGUGGGACUUCACCAUGCCCAAGCAGUAGCCGAGUCGGGGAGGAGCGCCCGGCUCCCCCAUCCGAGCAUCGCCGCUGCCGACACCUGUGAGGUGGCUCCAGCCCGUUCGUAACCGGAGAGAGUUUUGUAAAUCGACGUUAGAAAUCAAAGCCUGUUGUAUUUGCAGCUUCUGCUCGCCGCUGCGCCCCGUCAUACUCCUCUCUCAGGAAAAAGGGGAAAAAAAGAAAAAAGGACUUUUCUUACCGCCUCCGCUUCGUGAUGCCGGAGCCGGGCAUCGAGCGAGCUGGCGGGGCCGUAUCUGCAUCACUUUUAUUUAACGUAAUUACAAAACGCCACGGGGGUGGUUUGAAUUCUGAGAUUGCUCCUAAGAACGAAGCUGCGGCGUGUCUAGAGCAGCCGCGGGCUGGGAGCGCCCCAAGAUUUGCUCUGUGCUCCCCCUGUGACUGUCGGGGGGGUGGAGGGAGGGACGCUGCCUCUGACGUAAGAGCAGUUACAAGCAGAUCCCAUUAAUUAAUUGGGUUUUUUAAUGGGGAGCCCUCUGCGCGGGGCAUGGCCGUUCUGUACCGGGCUGAACGCUCUCCUCUCUGUAAAGUACCGUGUAAAGAUGUU
Messenger RNA from Grus americana (Whooping crane), 2250 nucleotides. It is a transcript of the gene MICU1, whose product is annotated as mitochondrial calcium uptake 1. The coding region runs from base 156 to 1670 and encodes 504 amino acids. Lineage: Eukaryota; Metazoa; Chordata; Aves; Gruiformes; Gruidae. Gene Ontology annotation, cellular component: uniplex complex. The transcript is spliced from 14 exons. The record is from RefSeq and is a predicted model, not a curated record. Gene Ontology annotation, molecular function: calcium ion binding. Gene Ontology annotation, biological process: mitochondrial calcium ion homeostasis; calcium import into the mitochondrion.